UCUGAGAGACGGACUGACGGCGAUGUUUUCAAAACCAGAACCGAGAGACGUCACAUUGUCGUAGGGUUAAUGUUCAGCUUUCACCCUCCAACACACAUAUUUCGUUUUCUGCUCGAAAGUGAAUGACGAAGAGGACGUCGAAGAGCUUUGUGACGGAACCACAUCGAUCUCAAACCCUCACCGCUCAAGAACAACAACAACAACAUACAAUUACGGUAAGUCAUGGCAUCCACUCAUGUUAUUUCUUCCUGCACUGCAUGCCACAUGUUUACUAUAGCUUCUUCUGUCAGCAGUGAGGGAUUCACAUAUGAUAAAUGUAAGGAAUUAGUCAGUCUGAUGGAGAAGGUUAAUGAGUUAGAGGGACGCAUCCGAACGCUAGUGGAGGUUAGUGCAAAAGAGAAGCCGGUAGAUACCGUUUCGGUUGCGGGUUGUACACCGAGCAACACACACAGACACACCCGCAGCAGGGUGUUUGGGUGACGUUUCGGUGGCAUACUCGCUCAGCAAAGUGACACCACUCUCCCGUUCCUGUUGGGGUUUCCAAUCGUCAGAUAUAAAUAAAAAAUCUCUGUCGUCUUUUACCCUUGCUACAGUAUUUUGAUCACCCAGGCUGUACACCGAUAUCCUUGGUGAAUUUGUAAAUUUUCUUGUUAAUGUAGAUAGAGCUUAAAUUGUUGUUGACUUCAACAUUCACAUAGAUAAUGAAAAUGACACAUUGGGAUUAGCAUUUAUCAAUAAUCUCAACUCUCUUGGAGUCAGACAAAAUGUGACAGGACCAACUCUUUUUGCAAGUUUGCUACGAUCAGCUAAUGUCACUCAAUCUACACCACGCUAUCGUUCAGGUAGAUCUAUUCUUUUGACCACUAAAGAUAGCUUCACUAAUAAUCUUUCUGAAUUGUCACAUAAUCGUUAAGCCAAAAAGUCUAGAAGAACUUGAUGUAAUAACAGAAAAUAUAAAUACAGUCUUCUCUAGCACUCUUGGUAGUGUUGCCCUCCUUCGAUUAAAGAAGCCGCACCAUGGUACAAUGAUCACACUCAUGCUCUCAAGAGAGCAGCUUGGAAAAUUGAGCGCAAGUGGAAAAAUACAAAAUUAGAGGUAUUUCGUGGUGCAUGGAAGGAUAGUGUCUGUAGCUACAGAUUAAAAGCUGCCAGGUCAGCAUAUUUUAGCAAACUCAUAGAAAAUAACCACAACAAUCCUAGGUGUUUAUUCAGUACUGUGGGUAAAUUGGUUAGGAAUAAAGCAUCGACUGAACCAGAUAUUCCGUCACAGCACAAUAGUAAUGACUUCAUGAAUUUCUUAACUGAUAAAAUUGAAAUAAUCAGAAAUAAAAUCGGAACUAUGCAAUCAACUGUCACAGCACCUUAGAAAACAGUGUCAAUUUUCCUCACGAGCAACUUCAAUUCUUCGCUGUCAUAGGUCAUUAAGAGCUAACAAAACUUAUCAAAAAAUAAAAACAUGUAUAUUAGAUCCAAUACCAUGUAAGCUCUUAAGACGUGUUCCCUGUAUUCUCAGAACCUCUUCUUAAUAUUAUUAACUCCUCUCUAUCCUUGGGACAUGUCCCAAGAAACUUUAAAAUGGCAGUUAUCAAACUGCUUAUUAAGAAGCCACAGCUUGAUCCUGGAGAAUUGGCUAAUUACAGACCAAUUUCAAAUCUACCAUUUAUGUCGAAAACAAACUAGAAAAGGUAUUGUUCUCCCAACUAUGUUCAUUUCUACAGAGAAAUGGUAUAUAAUAACAAUUUCAGUCAGGAUUUCGGCCCCACCACAGUACAGAGACUGCACUUAUCAGAAUUACCAAUGACUUGCUGUUAUCAUCUGAUCACGGCUGCACUUCUCUUCUAGUGCUUUUAGAUCUUUGUGCUGCCUUCGACACGAUAGAUCACGACAUUCUCUUGAAUAGGCUGGAGAAUUAUGUUGACAUUAGUGGACUUGCAUUAGCAUGGUUUAGGUCCUAUUUAUCAGACCGCUGCCACUUUGUAUCUGUAAACAAGGAAUUGUCAAAUCAAACAAAAGUAAAAUAUGGAGUACCACAGGGAUCAGUUUUAGGGCAUCUACAUUUCUCCUUAUACAUGCUUCCCCUGGGAAUUAUUAUCAGGAAUCAUGGAAUAAGUUUCCACUUACGCCGAGGAUACCCAACUUUGUUUCUUCUAAACCCAACAAAAAUUCACAAUUCUCCAAAUUAGCAGAGUGUAUCAAUGAAAUCAAAGAUUGGAUGGCCAGAAAUUUUCUUCUCAAUUCCGACAAAACAGAGGUACUAAUGAUCGGACCAAAAACCGCUAAAAAUAAGCCGCUAAAAUAUAAUUUGACUCUCGAUGGAUGUACUGUUACGUCGUCUUCUACAGCGAAAAACUUUGGUAUCAAAUAUAACACCCAUCUGUCCUUUGAAAAUCAAAAUCCUUGAAAAUCCUUUGUAGAACAGCAUUCUUCCACCUAAGAAAUAUUACUAAAUUACAACACAUGCUCUCUGUUUCUGAUGCCGAAAAACUAAUUCAUGCAUUUAUGACCUCAAGACUAGAUUAUUGUAAUGCAUUACUAGGUGGAUGUCCUGCAGGUUCAGUAAAUAAACUUAAAUUGGUUCAAAAUGCAGCUGCUGUAAUUUGAUCAUAUUAGCCCCAUUUUAUCAUCGUUACAUUGGCUACCUGUUAAAUUUCGCAUUAAUUUAAAAAUUCUGUUAACUACAUACAAAGCUUUGAAUGGUCUAGCUCCGCAGUACUUAAGUGACCUUCUGACACGCUAUAUUCCAUCACAUUCAUUAUGAUCACAAAAUUCUGGCCUGUUAAUAGUUCCUAGAAUAUCAAAAUUCACAAGGAGGUAGAUCCUUUUCCUAUUUGGCUCCAAAACUAUGGAAUAGUCUCCCUAAUACUGUCCGAGAUGCAGACACACUCACUCAGUUUAAGUCUAGACUAAAGACUCAUCUAUUUAGCCAGGCAUACACCUAAUUUAUCCUUCAACUCACAAUUAGGCUGCUUUAGUUAGGUCUGCUGGAACCAGAAACAUCUAUCAUGAUCUAUAACUCUGCAAUAAAUUGAAUGGCAUUCACGCUAAUAUUAUUCUAUUUGUUUCCCUGUCUCAACCUCGGGAUUCAUAUCCUGAGGUUACCAGAGCCAGCCAGAUCCAUCUCAGUUCCUGCUUGGUGUCGGAUUCCACUGCUAGGUGUCGCUGAAUGAUGACAAACUACAGCCGGUGCUAGACAGACAUCACUUCAGUCUUUUACGAUGGACUUCGGAGGAUGUACUGAUCCAGCUCCAACUGCCCAUAAUGAAAUCUGUGAGCCGUAGCUGCUGCAGCUAGUCAGAAGAUGCACCAUGGCCAAACCGGGAUCGGGCCGUGAUGGAGCCAUGGUGGAGAAGACUGCAGGGAAGAAGAGUAAAGAGAAAAUGUCUCCGUUUGCCAAAACUCCGAAGCUCGAUCGGAGUGAGAUCCUAGGGAAAGAGGGGAAGUCCAGGUCCUCCAUGAAACGAAAGCUCUCCUUCACCAUCAGUCCACCUCGGAACGAGGAGCUUCACUCAGACACAGAUGACUCUGACCCCGGGCAGUCAAGUGAUGUGUGGGGAGAGAGAUUACUUCCCCCCUGCAGGAUAUACGCAGACAAAGAUGUACCAGAUAAGAAGAAGGUUAAGAAGGAGUCGGGUACUAAGAAGUCAACCCCUGUGAACAUUUUGUUCGGCUACCCUUUAUCGGAACGAAAGCAGAUGGCACUUGUAAUGCAGAUGACUGCGAGAGACAACAGUCCUGAUACGACGCCAAGUCACCCAUCUCAAAUGCCGCCAGUGCAGAAGAAGAUCGCUAGCAGCUCGUCCUCACGACAGAAAGACAAAGUUAAUAAACGGAACGAGAGAGGAGAGACCCCGCUGCAUAUGGCCGCAAUCAGGGGGGACGUCAAACAGGUUAAGGAACUCAUUAGCCUCGGGGCGGAUGUGAAUGUCAAAGAUUUUGCAGGUUGGACACCUCUCCAUGAAGCUUGUAACCUUGGUUACUAUGAUGUGGCAAAGGUUCUGAUUGGUGCAGGAGCGGAAGUGAACACGCAGGGAUUGGAUGAUGACACUCCGCUUCAUGAUGCCUCCAGCAGUGGACACAAAGAUAUUGUGAAGCUGCUCUUGCAUCAUGGAGGUAAUGCCUACCAGGCCAACAAGAGAGGAGAGAGACCGGUUGAUGUUGCUGACUCUCAGGAGCUUGAGCAGUUACUCAAGGGAGAAAUCCCACUGUCAGAACCAGAAGAGAGCUCUUCAGAAUCUGAGGACCCACCCUCUGUAAAUCCAUCCAGUGUAGAUGAGAACAUGGAAUACUCUGAUGCUGAAAAAGACUCUGACUGUAAAUCCACCACAGUGAAGGCCUCAUCAUCCAUGUCGGGGCUAGAUGAAUAUGAGUUCAAGGACGAGGAAGAGGAGGAUGACCUGAGUAAGGCACUUAAUGACAGACACAUCCUAAGAAGAGAGCUCCGCCAAAAGGAGAAAGAGGAGAAGGAAAAGAACCACUAUGCUUCGAAACAGGGGAGCAAAAGCGACCAGUCGACGCUGGCAUGCAAGUCUAAAAAAACGAAGGCGACCCGUGUUUACUGCAGUUCAGACAGUUCAAGCGAUGAAGCUGAGGUGCCAUUAGAAAGAAGGAGCUCGCCGACUAGGUCGGUCAGCAUGGAUGGUCACAAAAUGGACAAUAGAUUGAAGAAAGAAAGUCUAAAUCUCACACCAGCAGAGCAGAAAGAAAAAGGUAAACAGAAGAAAAAGAACAAGAGCCAAAGCAAAAAUAAGGAGAACCAAGAACUCCAAGAAGAAGGGAAAGAGAACAGCAAAUCCCUUAUUUUUUCCACUGCAACUGUGUCCGACAAUUCUGAUAGGGGCGUCAGGGAGGAAGACUCCUUUAAAAUGUCAUUUAGUGCAAAGGAUGACACAUCGGUCCACCUCUUUCACCUAGUCAAGUCCCCAAAGCUGAACCACAACCAAACUGACAAGCAGACAACCCCUCUGAAACAAGAAAAUGCUAAGAUGUGUGUUUCUAUUGGCGAUGGGUCCUGUCCGAUGGAAAGCGUCAAGUGCAACCACUACACUGAGUCAGACUUCUGCACAGAAGGUUCAAGUAGUAAGAGCUGCAAACACAAGGAGAAAAGCAAGCAUCACCACAAAGAGCUCAGCUUAGAUGGAGAUGAUGGUAACUCCAGUCCUUUCAAAGACAGUAUGGACAGUUCAGAGUACGUCUUUAGGAAGACUGACAAUGAAGGGGAAGUUUUUAAAAAGCACAAGCUGAAACACAAGGAAAAGUACAGGAAGGAGUACGAGGCUGAGAGGAAUCGCCAUCGGCAGAAAGAGGCCCGCAAAGAUGGACAUAGGAAUAUGGAGUUCGAUCGGGAGUUUUGGAAAGAGAACUUCUUCAAAAGUGAUGAGAGCGAAGAGCUCACUGGUAUAUGUGAGACGCUAGGUGGUGGAUCUCCUCCGAAAUCUUCAGAAUCGUCACCUGUUAAAGAGGAAAGAGGGGCAUCAAAGGACAAACAUUCAAGCAGUAGUAGCAGCAGGGACAGGAGGCCAAAGGAGGAGCGAGAAAAGGACAAGACCAUAAAAAAAGAGAAAAAAGAGGUUCCCAUCAAAGACGAACGUGGAAAGGACGGAAAAGGAGAUGAAAUUGAUGACCGUACUGAGGGCCUUGGCUCUGGACGAAUGUCUGAGGGUUCACUGCACAGUUCUGGAGUGAAAGAGGAAACGGAUGAUAAGCCAAUCACUGUGAAUUUGGUUGACCAAGAUCAACAGGAGAAGAACACUCAAGAGAAAAAUGAUAAGCGAGUGCCAACAAUGGAUCGAGAGACUGAGAAGUCUGAUAAAAAGCAUGCAGAUAAAGACAAGAAAGUUAAAUCUGAUCAUUCAGCUGAUAAGCCUGAAUUGCACAACUCCACUGAUCGAUGGAAAGAGAAGGAGAAAUUAACAAGCAUUUCAAAUUCACCCAAUGAUAAAAGCCAUAAAGAUAGUGAAAAGCUCAAGGCGAUGUCAGUGAUGAAAAAACAUGAGGAACACAAGAAGAAUAAGGACAGGCUCGACAAAAGAGCAGAGAAAGAGCAUUUUUCUGGUGACCACAAAGACAAAACGAGUUCUGAAAAAAAAGCAAAAGCCCCUGAGAAAACUACCGAUCAUGGCAAAUCUGACCGCACUAAGGAAAAAGAACGGGAAAAAGAUUCUGACAAGAGGAAGAAAGACAAACUGAAAGAGACCACCCCUUCUUCCUCAUCCUACUCCAGUCUCAAGUUGUUGUUGGAAGAGAAGAAAGGCUACAUUUCUGAGAACAAUAAGGUCAUCUCGUCGAAAUCAAAAGAUGAGGUAACGAAGGCUUCAGAGAAAGACAAAGAUAGAAGAGAGAGGGACCGGGAGUCUGAAAGACAUCGAGACCGUGAGCGAGACCGACACAAGGACAAAGAUAAAGACCGGUCACAACUGAAUAAAGAUGGCAAAAUUAGCAAGGCAAAACCAAGUGAAGUGGAUUCCAAACCUAAAGUUGCACAUGCUUUAAAAGAUACUCGUCCCAAAGAGAAGAGGUUGGUCAAUGAUGACCUCAUGAAGACCAGCUUUGAACGCAUGCUCAGUCUGAAGGACCAAGAAAUUGAACAGUGGCACAGAAAACACUUAGAGAAAAUCAAGCAGAAGGAAAGAGAACGACUAAAACAACGGCCAGGAAUUGAAAUGGGUAAACAGAAAAGCAAGGAUAAAAUGAAAACCUCCUCUAUGUCCAGUGAACCAUGUCUUACCAAGGAACUAACUCGCUCCAAAAGCUCAGAGGCCUCGGAUGGUCAUCGCGAGAGAACUUUAAAAGAUGCCACCAGUGGAAGAACGCUCUCACUUGAUACGAAAAAUCUCUCCUCCUUUGGGAAGAAUGGUCCAGUAAUAGAAAACAACCUUAGUCGAUCUCCACGACCAGAGAGCGAAAGAUCUGGUCUUAUGUCAAGAUCCAUAUCCAUGAUCUCUGUGGCAAGCUCAGAAGACUCCUGCCAGGCAACCAUAUUAACCCCUAAACCUACUGAUUAUGAUUCGGACCCCAACAUGGAAGCUUCAGAUUCCCAGCCACCUUUUCUGCAGUCUCCCCUUGUUCUACAGUCCUCCAAGUCACCAUCUGUUUUUGAUAAAGAGACCAGCAGUCUUCCUGAAUCGGCUUUCUGCAAUCGCACACCAUUGUCAAGCAGGCACCCUUCCCCAUGCUUAAGGGCAAUUCUAGAUGAAGAAGCCAAGGUGCCACCAGCAGAAACUAGACUGAGCGAAGAGUCCCAGAAAAUUACUGUGUCACACUCAAGCAAUGAGCAAGCUGCAGUUCAUCAGACAGAAAUGAGUGCAACCCCUGUUCAGGAGAAUCUGAGUAGUCAAAGUCUUACUGGUACUAUUCCAGAUGGUGAAAGUCAGAUGUCUAGUACUGAGGGUGAAGGCAUCACUCCUGUUUGUCAAGUUCAGCCGUCAUUGCACUUGCACAGAUCUACUGCUAAAGACCUUAGCAGCCAGCAAUGUGGCCUCACACAGGAUAACGUUGUGUUUCAGACCCAUUUGGAGAAGAAACACUUUUGCAACACUGGUAGUCAAGUAGAGCAGGCAAGUCUGGGUCAGCUUGAAGUAGCUGGUACAGUAAUGACAGAGGGCUCCAACAAGGAUUCUCCAUUAUGUGUUGUAUCACAAGUUGCAUCAAUUCAGUCUUCUCAGACACAAAAUUCAUCAGAAACCAAUGUACCUUUGCAUUCAAGUAGCCUGCAGUGGGAAACUGCCCUCAAUUCCAGCAUUGAGCAGACACUGAGAGCUGACUCUUGUCUAAGACCAGAACAGAAAGAGAAACCCUCAGCUGUUGCUGAGAACAAAAUAGACAAGAGUGGGGAAAACAUCCCCAGAACAGAUCACACAAGCAUUGCAAAUUCAUCUAUUGGUUCAUGUAGAUCCAGCUCUGAGGAAAAUGCUAAGCCCCUGCUGAGAACCACCAAUGUACAGGAGGAUACAGAAAAGGAUGCAAGUGUCCAAGAAGAAGGUACAUCAAGGUUCUCCAGUGAGUCAUUGGUUACAGUUGAUGCUCAACCAGAGAAACUCGAAGAUGGCCUGCAUUCUGCUUCAACAAACGUGCCUCACUGCACUAGUCCAGAAAGGAACCCUGAGGAGCCAAUGGAGUUGUCUGAAGAGGUUUCAGAUGAAAGCCGAGUCACAGAGACAGAUGCCGUAAAAGUCUUAGAAGAAGGUUUGACAAUCCACACUCUAAAUGAAAGUAAGGCUGAUGUAGAGAUGUCAGACCAGCUUGCUGUUGAGGAGCAGCCUGCAAAAUCGGAUCUUCAGGCUAGAGGAGAACAUGGUCAAAGCAACACUGGAGUCCAGCAAGAUCCUCAGGUAGAGCCACCUAGUGGAGGCACCUCAGGAAGCUCCUCCCCAUUAUCCAUAGUGGAGAGAGAUUCCGAUACAUCUGGGACCAGAGCCAAAGUCCGACUCCUGGAAGAGGAAGGUGAUAUCCAGGUGACCCAUCCAAGGAAACGAAAGAUGCUUAGGGUUUUGCCUCAGGCACAAGCAAACCUAACAGCUCAGCAGGUCAAAGAAAAGACACAGCAGUCCUUAGCUGCAAUUGUAGAUGCAUUGAAGCUUGAAGAGAUUCAGCCUUACCAGACUGAGAGAGCAAACCCUUAUUAUGAGUAUUUGCACAUUCGCAAGAAGAUUGAGGAGAAGAGGAAAGUUCUUUGUAGUGUCAUUCCUCAAGCUCCUCAGUACUAUGAUGAGUAUGUGACAUUCAAUGGGUCCUACCUGCUGGAUGGAAACCCACUUAGCAAGCUCUGCAUCCCAACUAUAACUCCACCCCCAUCUCUACCUGAACCACUGAAGGAGAUGUUCAAACAGCAAGAGAUGGUGCGGAUGAAGCUAAGACUGCAGCACAGCAUCGAGAGGGAAAAGCUGAUUGUAUCCAAUGAGCAGGAGGUUUUGAGAGUUCAUUACCGAGCUGCAAGAACACUAGCCAAUCAGACGCUUCCAUUCAGUGCCUGCACAGUCCUGUUGGAUGCUGAAGUGUACAACAUGCCCCAGGACAUGCAAGGUGAUGAUGGGAAAACCUCUGUUAGAGACCGGUUCAAUGCAAGACAAUUCAUGUCUUGGCUUCAAGAUGUAGAUGACAAGUUUGACAAGUUAAAGACAUGUCUCUUGAUGCGCCAGCAGCACGAAGCGGCCGCGUUAAAUGCGGUUCAGCGUCUGGAGUGGCAGCUAAAGCUGCAGGAACUGGAUCCCGCCACUUACAAGUCUACCAGCAUUUUCGAGAUUCCCGAAUUCUACAUCCCACUCGUGGAAGUCAAUGACAACUUUGACCUGACGCCAAUAUGACCUUGUGACGUUGUGCGAUUUCCGAGAUAUAGACAUGAUGGAACAAUUCGUAGCUGUCGGACCACGACAGUGAUGAUAAUAACACGAAGCACUUGAUCUGGGGGGAGUCAGUUGGUGUGUGCGUGUUUGCGUGCAUGUAUGUUUGAGUUUUCAUGUGUGCUUGCAUAUCACGUCACACGCCAGAGAAGUAACUAAACUAACAAGAAAUAAUAAAAACGUUAAGUCGCUCAGUCUUCGACUGUGCUGUACUUCAAGGCUGUCAUCGCCAGUUCGGUCCGUGUUCUUGUACUGGUUUGACCACGCGUACCCGUUCCAAACGCACUUCACUAGGUAAGACUACAGGCCUAACUAAAACGCACUUAACCCUGAGCUCCACUAUCCAGUAGACCAAGGGGUGGGAGAACUACAAAGAGGAGUGCCCGAAAACCAGCUUCCGAAGGGUGAAGGCCACCAUCGGAAAGUGUUCGGAGAAAGAAAUGGGGGAUCGAGAUUUUUCCUCCUCCAUUGAAGGUACAGUUCACACAAAAAUGAGAAUUCUGUCAUUUACCCUCCCUCAACUUGUUGUCCAAACCUGUAUGACAUACUUUCUUCUGUAAAACACAAAAUGAGAUAUCUAGCACCAUUCUUUUUCAAUGUAUGGAGAGAGAGAAAAAAAAAGAUGCAAUGAAAGUGAAUAGUGACCGAGUCUGUGAUUCUGCCUAACAUCUACUUUUGUGUUUCAUAGAAGAAAGUGCAUGACAUUUUGGGUGAACUUUCUCUUUUAAGAAAGAGAUCUCAAUCCAACAAGUUUCUACAGUGAGUGUUCAUAGAUUAUGUAUAGAUUGUGCUCCUCAUUUUUUAACUUAUUUUAUACAUACUGAUUGUGCAUUUGUAAAUAGCCAUGUAAUUAUUGUUUUUAACUUGUAAAAAAAAAAAUGAAAGACAACUGAGAGGACAGAAAAAGUAAUAUUUUGAUUGUAAACUUAGUUUUGUCUAAUGUUUAAUGGACCAAAGUUGUUUUUACAUUUGAAGUUCUUUGUUGCUGUUGUUUGUUGAUGUUUGCUUAACUCUUUAAGCAUGUGUUUUUGAAUUACCUUUUCGUUUAGUUUUAUUCUAUUUUUAAAAUUCCCCUUUGACAUUCAUCAAAGCCGGUGUAUUUUGACUUGUGAUUUCAAUAAUGUGCAUGCUUUCGCAGGUUCGUCCCUCUUUGAAAAGUUGUACUGUGGUGAGGUUUACCGAAGUGGUCCUGGUUUUUUUCUGCCAUUGUUCUGUCUAUUAGUAACAUCCAUUUGUGUGUUGUCCCUUGUGUCUUGCGCACACAAAAAAAAAAUGUGGCUUCUCGGUAGGAAAAAAAAAAAAAAAACUUUUACAGUUUUAAUGUGAGAUCACAAAACCUAUUUUUUACAACGUUAAUGCCUUUUGAACGAUGGUUCUAAAAAUGUCUAUUUUAAUAUUUACUUGUUACAUGAGGAUGUACAUAUUUGUAAUAUAUAAUUGAAUAAAUUUUAUUUGUUGUGAAAUCAAAAA
Molecule: messenger RNA, 10805 nt
Organism: Myxocyprinus asiaticus (Chinese sucker)
Lineage: Eukaryota; Metazoa; Chordata; Actinopteri; Cypriniformes; Catostomidae
Product: ankyrin repeat domain-containing protein 12-like
Exons: 14
Coding region: 3306-9299 (1997 amino acids)
Cellular component (GO): nucleoplasm
Molecular function (GO): protein binding
Source: RefSeq, a predicted model, not a curated record